Penaeus monodon (black tiger shrimp) is the source of this 1678-nucleotide messenger RNA. RefSeq lists its product as uncharacterized. Lineage: Eukaryota; Metazoa; Arthropoda; Malacostraca; Decapoda; Penaeidae. The transcript is spliced from 2 exons. The record is from RefSeq and is a predicted model, not a curated record. The coding region runs from base 583 to 1497 and encodes 304 amino acids.
GCUUCGAGUGCCUGCCGUCGGGAUGCCUCGGUUGGUGCGGCGGUAAGCCCUUUGAGAAACGGUCCAUCGAGCGGCGCCCUCGGAGGCUAGUCUUCCCGGAGGAACUAGCAUGGAUUUAAUUCCUUCGUUCCUGCGCCGGAUCCUCCUCCAUCCUUCCCCCUCGAUCUGAGGCCGGAGAGAUCUUUCGUGGAGCUGCGGGGAUCUCUGGCGAGGAGUGGUGGAUCUUUCGGUAGAUCCGUCGGUUGAGUUUUGGUGGAUCCCUGUCCAUGUGUUCCCGUGCGCCGAUGAGGCUGCAUCGGCUGAUUGAGGGGGUGCUGGAGUCUGCAGUGGAGUGCGUGUGGUGCACAGGCUCUGCGUCUCAUCAAAGUGAUUUUGUUAGUACCUUUAGGUGUUAGAAAUUGUUCGUAACUGCGCCUUUUUAACCGCGAGUGCAGUCCCUUCGUGCCGGCAUGAAAGGUCCCGCGAUGUAGUGGCCAGAGAGAGGAAAGCGCGCGCCAUCCGACCAGCCACGACCCCGGAGACAAGAAGCAAAACAAGCGGACCAGGUGGAGUGGCAGCCGACAGACAUCGCCCGGGUGGAAGAUGGCGAAGCGCGUGUGGAAGUCGAUCAUUCGACGGAAGAACAAGCCGGCCGGCAACAUGGCCUUCGGCGCCCUCGCCGUCACCCACGAGGAAGACUGCCCCGUGAUCUUUCGCGUGAAGGAGGGCUCGCCGGACAGCCGGGCGGCACGGGCGGCCAACAACAAGCGCUUUACCAUCAACCUGGGCGUGGAGGACCUGCCAUCGGUGCCGCGGCCGGAGUCCAUGGCCAAGUUCUACACGGACGACGAGGUGGGCGUGGUCAAGCGGCGGAGGAGCAGCCUCGCGAUCUCCUCUACCUCCGGGGACGAGGAGGAGGCCAACCCCUUCCUGAUGAGGGAGCACAUGAGGAAUGAGGACGCCGAAAGGCUCGGCCUCAAAGCGCGCCCGGAGACCUGCUACCUGGACAAGGAGGUCAAGCUGCGGGAGAGAAGGAAGUCGCUGUUCAUGGCGCAGGAGUUCCCGAUCAGCAUGGGCGGCGCUGGGCGCGAGCGCGUGCAUUCCAAGCGCGACGGCAUGUGCCUGCAGGGGGACCAGUUCUGCGAGGACCUCAAGGAGAACAUCCCUGCCACCGAGGACGUGCGCACGCCAGGCUCGGACAAGGUGUUCUUUGGCGACGACGCCGACAACAACCCCGCCAGGUCCCCCGAGGAUAACCGCGCGUUCUCGCCGAGCAUGCGCCAAGGACAUCGCCCUCAGCGUCGCCACGCAGAUGCUGGCGGCCACGGGCGCCGGCGACGGCUCUUCCCCCGGGGAUUUUAUCAACUUCACCAACGACCUCCCUCCCGUGCCCCCGCCGCGGCCCAAGAGGGACGCCCGCAAGAAGGUCCGCGAGAAAGCGGACUCCCCCGCCUCCCCGGCCGGCCACCAGCUCGCAGAGUCCUCGUCCUUCUCCUCCUCGUUUCAGGGGUUAUCUGACAGUCCCGGGACCCCCGACACCCCUGGCAGCGCCUCCUCUGGCAGGUCCUUCCUGCUGUCAGCGGGCAUGGAGUCCCCGACCAUCAAGUCGCGGACGCUCGACUACCGGACCAAGCGCCGGAGCCAGGAGGCGGAGGGAUCGUUACGCGUGUACAAGCAGCGGAGCUCAGAUGACCUGUCG